AUGGCCAAACCAAAACCUCAAAACAAAAAAUCCGACUCUAAACCUCAAACCCGCCAACCCCCCACUCCCCCUCCCAACUGGCCACCCCUCCGCCCUCUCCUCCCCGCAACAGAUCUACACCUCACCCCCCUCGUCCACGACCAGAUCUACCUAAUCCGCAACUUCCUCCCGGCAACCCUCUGCAAAACAUACGCCUCUUUCCUAUCAUCGCUGCCGCUAACGACUACACCGGGCCGGCCGAAGAAAGACGAGGCCGUGCGCGUAAAUGACCGGUUUCAGGUCGAAGAUGCGCGGUUUGCGGAGAAUUUGUGGAGCGGGACCGCAUUGAGGGAGUUGGUUUUGGAGAGGUUUGAUGAGGAUGAGUAUAGCUAUGGAGACGAGGAUGGUACACCAGAGCAGGAUGAGUCGGCCAAAGCGCAAAAGUUAUGCGAGACGUGGGGUGGACAACCGCUAGGUUUGAACCCGAAUAUUCGUAUAUACCGCUACUCGAAGGGUCAAUUCUUUGCUCAGCAUUACGACGAAUCUAACACCCUAACUUUCCACCCCGCCUCAACACCACGCUCCGUCCCCGCCCGCACAACCUGGACCCUCCUAGUCUACCUAACAACCUGCACCGGCGGCGAGACAGUCUUCUACCCAGACGCUACACGCGAGAAUCCCAAUCCAGCGGCUAUCGCGGUAGCUCCUGAGGUGGGAAUGGCGCUGUUGCAUAGACAUGGGGAUCGGUGUAUGGUGCAUGAGGGGAGGGAGGUUACUGGUGGGGAGAAGUGGGUUGUUAGGAGUGAUUUGGUUGUUGCAAGGUAG
Messenger RNA from Penicillium cataractarum, 804 nucleotides. RefSeq lists its product as uncharacterized. Gene Ontology annotation, biological process: peptidyl-proline hydroxylation to 4-hydroxy-L-proline. Bases 1 to 804 code for a protein of 267 amino acids. Gene Ontology annotation, cellular component: endoplasmic reticulum. The record is from RefSeq and is a predicted model, not a curated record. Lineage: Eukaryota; Fungi; Ascomycota; Eurotiomycetes; Eurotiales; Aspergillaceae. The transcript is spliced from 2 exons. Gene Ontology annotation, molecular function: procollagen-proline 4-dioxygenase activity; L-ascorbic acid binding; iron ion binding.